Messenger RNA from Pyrus x bretschneideri (Chinese white pear), 1190 nucleotides. Its product is annotated as protein BOBBER 1. The record is from RefSeq and is a predicted model, not a curated record. Lineage: Eukaryota; Viridiplantae; Streptophyta; Magnoliopsida; Rosales; Rosaceae. Gene Ontology annotation, cellular component: cytoplasm. Gene Ontology annotation, biological process: protein folding.
AAUUCGAAAUCGAAAGACUCCGCUUAAAGUCUCAAAUUUUGAUCGAAUCCAUGGCGAUAAUCUCUGACAUUCAGGAAGAGCAAAGGGCGCCCGAGAGGAAGCCUUCGAAGGCGUCGCCGUCGUCGAAAGAGUAUACCUUCACCGCGAAGAUUGAUCGCAGGAACCCCCUUGAUUUAGUGGAGAAGACGUUGGAAUUUAUUGCUCGGGAGAGCGAUUUCUUCAAGAGGGAGUCGUCGGAGAGGGAGGUCUUUGCGCUGGCGCGCCGCUUCAGGGAUAAGGAGAGGAAGAAGGAGGAGGAGGAGAGGAAGAAGAGGAGGCAGGAGGAGGAAGAGAGGAGGAAGAAGGAGGAGGCGGAGAAGAGGGCGGAGGCGGAGCUGAGGGGGGAGGUGAUAAAGGAUGAAACUGAGGAGGAGGAAAAUGGCUUAAAAAAUCCAAACAAAGGGAAUGGACUGGAUUUGGAGAAGUACUCGUGGACGCAGAGCCUUCAGGAGAUUAAUGUCGUUGUCCAUGUGCCGCCUGGAACUAAAUCUAGCUUUGUUGUGUGCGAGAUCAAGAAGAAUCAUCUGAAGGUUGGACUGAAGGGGCAGCCUCCGAUCAUUGAUGGCGAACUUUUGCAGUCUAUCAAGCCCGAUGAUUGUUACUGGAGCAUAGAGGAUCAGAGUGCUGUCUCAAUUCUUCUGACCAAGCACAACCAAAUGGAGUGGUGGAAGUGUCUGGUGAAAGGUGAUCCUGAGAUCGACACUCACAAGGUUGAGCCUGAGCCCAGCAAAUUGUCUGAACUGGAUUCUGAAAUGCGCCGGACUGUUGAAAAGAUGAUGUUUGAUCAGAGACAGAAGCAGUUGGGGCUCCCCACUAGCGAGGAGAUUGAAAAAGAAGAAAUGUUAAAGAAGCUCAUGUCUGAGCAUCCGGAGAUGGAUUUCUCAAGGGCCAAGAGAAAGUAAAUCUGAGCUAUUCGGUUCACGGACAUUGUUUAAUAACUUUGUAUUCAUUGAUCAGAAGGGAGAGGAUAAAAAACACAUUUUCAUUCAGCUACUGCUUAAUGUUGAGUUCAAAAACAAAUUGAUGUCAUCGGUGUGUGAUCUUUUUACGGGUGGUUAGGACGUCCAAUUUGUUUCGAACGCUGUUAAUACUGUGGGAUCUGUUUCAUUUAUUGAUUCAAGUUUUAGUAUAACUUUUUCUCCUGCACAUUU